This is a messenger RNA of Nicotiana tabacum (common tobacco), 2152 nucleotides long. The record is from RefSeq and is a predicted model, not a curated record. NCBI's taxonomy places the organism in Eukaryota, Viridiplantae, Streptophyta, Magnoliopsida, Solanales, Solanaceae.
CUAUUAUCCCACAAUAAACCUUUAUCUAUUUUCCUAAACUCCAAAUUUGUCUCUUCAAUCGCGAAUCCCGCCUGAAUCCUUCCCAUUUCAUCGCUAAAAUUCAAAACCCCAAAUCAAAAAUGCUAGACCUAAACUAUGCAACCUGGAACUCAAUCGUCUUUUCUCUGUUCCCUCGAAUCGGACCAUGCAUGGCCAUCGAUCUUCAAUCUCAUAAUAAUUAUUCAUUGUCCAAAGGUCAAAUACAGUAAUCUCUGGAGAUGGAGCUUUGACCGAUGGUCAUUCACUCUUCAAAUGUUGACUCCUCUUUCCUCGUGACAAGAUUCAAGAACGAAAAUGAAUCCUCUUUGGAAAGUCAAUCUGAUAAAGUCGCGCAUAUUAUAAGGAAAUGUUUAAAUAAAUAACAACAACCAUACAACAAGGAAUGAAUACACAACCUUUUUCAAGGCUUUCUGCUGAAACAGUUUUCAAAGACGAGGUAUAUCCAAUUUUCAACCUAAGGCAUAUUUCAAAGAUGGUAAGGACACGGACAUCAUCCAUAACUGAUCAGGAACUGGAGCCCCAGGUUGCAACCACUAGCAGGGAUAGAGGUCGGGGCUGAGGCAGAGGUAGAGUCAGCCUAAAACACGCACAACAACACCUGUUGCAGAGCCUCAGAUCGAGCAAGAUGAGGAGGUACCUAUUAAGACCGUGCCAGUUGGACCAACUGAGGUCCUAUAGGGGUUCAUUGCUACCCUAAUACUCAGGACGCCUUACUCCGCCUGGUGGGUCUUAUGGAGAGCGUGGCCUAGGCCGGUGUAUUUCUUAUACCACCAGCUGUCUAUUAGGCUGGGGGAGGAGCCCAGACUCCCACUAAUCAUACUCCAAAGUAGAUGGAUCAUAGAUAUCAAACUCUGACAUUUUCGGCAGUUGGAGAAGUUCAUCCUGUUAUUGCUACACAGUCCGGGGAGGGACCUGCGAUGUCGUUCGAAGGGUUGAAGAGGUUGGAUAGGUUCACCAACGUAUUUCCUAUUCUCUUUGGUGGCACACCUUUUGAGGAACCCCAGGAUUUCUUGGAUAAUUUUCAUGAGGUAUUGCACAACAUGGGUAUAGUGGAGUCCAAUGGAGUUGACUUCGCAGUGUUUCAGAUGCACGAUUUUGCCAAGAGGUGGUGGCAGGAUUAUGUUCAGGGCAGGCCAGGAGGUUCACCUCCACUCACUUGGGAUCAAUUCUCUCAACUUUCUUGUAAAAGUUUAACCCAUUUACUUAGAUAGAGGAUUUCCGCAAUCAUUUUGAGUGCCUCCAACAGGUUAGCGUGAUUGUUACCCAGUAUGAGACCAGAUUUGUGGAUCUGGCAUGCCAUAGAGCUAUCAUGGUCCCUACUAAGAGGGAGAGGGUGAUGAGAUUUAUAUAUGCCCUUACUUAUGGCAUCAGCAAAUAGAUGGCCAGAGAGACUGAGGAUAAUAUUUCAUACACUCGAGUUGUGGAGAUCACUAGGCGAAUUGAGAGGAUUCGUGGUCAGGGUAGGGAGGCAGCACCUGAGAAAAGGCCUCGUUAUUUUAGUGGUUUUAGUGGUGCCUCGUCUAGAGGCAGAGGUUUAUUUGGUAGAGGCCAUCCUAUCAAGUCCAUUCAGUCAGAACUCCAGGUGUCUCCUAGUCCUUCAGGUGGUCACGCCGUGUAUGGAUCUCGUUUCGAGCAGCCUGUUUUUAGCACACCUUCAGCUUCUAUUAGUGCACCACCGCUACAGAGUUACUAUGAGGGUCAUUCGGGUCAUCAGAGAUUGUCUCAGACUCAGCAAUUAUGCCAGCUGCGGGGUUGCUUUGAGUGUGGCGACACAUGUCAUGUCAGGAGGUACUGUCCUAAAUUGAGGAGAAGUAGACCACAACAGGGUACUCAUGCCAUGAUUCCAAAACUAGCUGCUCUACCGCCCACUCAGCUAGCUAUAGACAUGGGUCAGGGCACCAGAGGUGGAGGUUAGGUCAUUAGAGAUGGAGGCCAGCUAGGGAGAGGUCGUCCGAGAGGUAGAGGUCAGAUUGGUAGUGCUCAGCCCCGUUGCUAUGCAUUCCCAGUUAGACCUGAGGCAGAGUCAUUUGAUGCGGUCAUAACAAUUUUAAAGAAUUAACUAAUUUUAACAAUUAUAGUUGUUCAUCAAAGUAUGAACAACUACCGUUCGAAA